This is a messenger RNA of Sparassis crispa, 804 nucleotides long. RefSeq lists its product as hypothetical. NCBI's taxonomy places the organism in Eukaryota, Fungi, Basidiomycota, Agaricomycetes, Polyporales, Sparassidaceae. The coding region runs from base 1 to 804 and encodes 267 amino acids. The transcript has 2 exons. The record is from RefSeq and is a predicted model, not a curated record.
AUGCAUUCCCGACUCUACUCUCAACAGCCGACGUAUGCCCAACAGCCGACUUACGCCCAACAGCCGAAUUACGCCCAAUACGCCCAACAGCCGACUUACGCCCAACAACCGACUUAUGCGCAGCAGCCGACUUACACGCCAAACCAGUACCUGCAGCCACAAGCGUAUCCAUCUCCAUAUCCCGCACAGAACCAGUACAUCGCAUCUACUCCCAACGUGAACACGAACGCGGCCAUGCCCACCACAUACUAUCUCGCCCCACCGUCGACCGAUCACCACCGCUCGCGCUCCCAUUCGCGCUCCCACUCCGGCCACUACGAGCAGCCCGUGGUUUACGCGCCCAGUUCGACGCAUCGUAGCUCCUCUAGACACGACCACAGCCACAGUUAUGGUGGCCAUCCUACCGCAUACGCGUCCAGCUCUCCCGGUCACUCGAACACAGAGUAUUACGAUGGUGGCAACAGCGGUCGCAGGCGUCAUCACAGUAUCAGCGCCGGGCACGGCGGCGCGUACUACCCGUCGAAUGCUCCUGUCUACACCGCGCCCAGCACCCACCGACACCGCUCUCAGUCGAGGUCGCGCCAUCAUUCGCCGCAGGUCAUCGAUCUUCGUCAGCGCACCUAUGGUGAUGGCUCGCGGCACCACCGCCAUUCGCAUUCCGCCGACCCUACCGUCGGCGAGCGGCUUCGCAGCUUCUUCAGCAUUGGGCCGCACACUCCAUACACGAGCCGUCGCACGGAGUAUGUUGAUGCGCGCACCGGUCGCCCCGUCGACCGCCAGGGUAAUCCGAUGUAUAAGUACUGA